GAGUGGAUGUUGUAAUAAACCGAUAAACAUUUUAUCAAAACAAAAUUCGACAAAUAUUAAGUUUAUCUAGCGCACUUUAGUAAAGAUAAGCUCGUACAUUCGAGUGCUGUAUUGCCUAGCGGUAAUGGAAAGUAGACGUGAUUUUACGCUUAAGGUCGAACUUUUAUUUAAUGUAAUGCCUAUUGAAGUUCUGAUUGAAAUAAUUUUACACCUGAGAUAAAUUUAAUAUGAAAUGUUCGUGUAUAUGGACGCAAGUAUAAACGGUGCGCAACUUCAAAGAAAACGUUAUCAAAAUAUUGACAGUCAUCGAAUGAGGUGCUCUGUCUAUGUCUUUUAAUUUAUAUGAAAAACUUUGGAAAUUUGGAUCUUGUCAAAUCGAAAGAGGAAGUUUAUUUCAGUAUUAACAUGAUACAACAGAUGCCAUGGCUCUGGUUGUAGCAAGUAUCGAUUUCGGCACCACCUUUUCCGGAUGGGCGUAUUCCUUCGUACACGAUCAUUACAAUAACCCUGCUGAUGUAAAGUCCAGAAACUGGAAUUCGGGAACUUUUAUAACUUGUAAAGCACCGACGUGCGUGCUGAUUAAGGCAGAUAGAAAAACAGUCGAAGCCUUCGGCUACGACGCAGAAACUAAAUAUGCGGAGCUCGCUGCAGAAGAAAAUCACAAGGAUGUUUACUUCUUUCAGACAUUUAAGAUGAAGUUGUUCAAUAAUGAGAAAACCAUAGGAAAAUCUACGCUGUUGGAGGACGAAACUGGUAAAAAACUUAAGGCGUUGACCGUAUUCUCGUUAACCAUCAAAUAUCUCAUGGACGAUUUGAUGGAAAAUCUCAAUAAGCAAGUACAAAAUGGCGUGGACAAAAAUUAUAUCAACUGGGUUCUAACAGUGCCAGCAAUAUGGGACGAACAUGCAAAACAAUUCAUGAGGACCGCAGCCAGAGAGGCUGGAAUAGAAGUGGGUCAUCUCAACCUUGCACUGGAGCCCGAAGCUGCCUCCAUCUACUGCCGUCACAUUAAAAUGUCAAGAAAUGAGGAUUCCAGUAAUGCCGAUAUUUCAACCUUCCAGCCUGGCACGCGGUACCUGGUUUGUGAUGCGGGAGGCGGAACUGUUGACAUCACAGUGCACGAGGUGACACCAGAUAUGAAACUGAAAGAGAUAGAGAAAGCCAGUGGCGGGGCGUGGGGAGGUACAAUGGUCAACGAAGCCUAUAAGAAGUUCAUUGAUACGUUGGCAGGAGGCGCGGUUAUGAAGGUUCUGAAAGAAAAUCACAUGGACGAUUUCAUAGAAUUGUUGAGGUCAUUCGAAAUCAAGAAGAGGGAGUGCAAACCGUCAGCAUCAGGAAGCGUAGUUUUGAGAUUUCCAACAACGCUAAAUGAAGUUGUCAACGUUGUUACAAGGAAAAGCUUCCAAGAACAAAUUGAACGGUCGCCAUUUAAGAAUCAAGUGCAGCUAAUCAAAGAUAAGCUAAAAUGCGAUGCAAGUGUCGUAUCAUCGCUUUUUGAUGGACCUGUUAAAAGCAUUGUUGACCACCUAACCACACUAGUGUCAAAGUUCCAUGACAAUCCUAUCAACCACAUUGUCAUGGUGGGUGGAUUCUCUGAGUCACCAUUGCUACAGGAGGCAGUGAAGAGUGCUUUUCCAGGAAAGCACCUGACCAUACCACAGGACGCCGGACUGGCCGUAAUGAAAGGCGCAGUUAUGUUCGGACACAACAAACGUCAGAUCGAGUCCAGGAUCGCACGAUUUACUUAUGGCAUAGCCGCUUUUAAAAAAUUCGAUCCAGUCAUUCACCCUGCAGACAAAGUCAUUUGUGCAGGGACUAAUCAAGGACAAGUAGAUAACUGCUUUUAUAAGUUUGUUGAAAUUGGACAAUCUGUACCGACAGACGGAUCCACUACAGCAGGCCGAUCCUUUCGAAAGGAAGCCCAGACCGCUGUUGUUUUUGUGUAUGCUACGAAGGAGAAAAAUCCUGUUUUUAUACACGAUCCUGGGAGCUUCCAAAUAGGAUCCUUUGGUGUGAAUUGUAAAGACAAGCACGGGAGCAUCUCGGACUUCUCACUUAAAAUGUACUUCGGUGGAACAGAAAUAAUAAUCAAAGCCGAGCUCAAAACAACCGGUGAAGAAAUAACGGCUACGUUCGAUCUACCUGAUUAAUUGAAAAAAAUAAAGCUAUGUACGUUUAGAAUGAAAUAAAUGUGCGCACUUGUUAUAAUUUAAGCAAAAAACAAGGAACUGCUAAGUGUUACAAUAUGACAUAAAGAGAAACAAAAAUACGACAGUAUUUGGAAUGAUUUUUUUCAUGAAAACCAUUUGUUGAAUUUCAGACGAUACUAUGAUGCUUGUUUAUGUACCUGAACUUUUAAGAAAUUAUUUCUUAAUUUUGAUACUCCUUACAUCUGUGGUUUAUCAAUUUUUAACAUUGUAAUGAAAAUGACUGUAAGUGUAACAGCAUAAUCAUAUUUUUGCAGACUGCAAAGGCUAAUCUGGAACGACACUUUACGCACAUGCAUUAAGUCCCGUUUUCACAGAGCGCGGCUCAUAUAUUUUAGAAACUAGUAGGUUUAAGAGUUGUGUUUUGUUCGUAAAAAAACAUAUAAAAAGUGCGCAGCAUUUGUACAACAGAUAUAAACAUGUAAAAUGCUGAGGCAUGAUUGAUAAUUGUUAUGGUAUGUCAGUGAAUUGUUUCUCCUAAUUUGGUGCAAAAAUUCGGCCCAACCUACUUUUCAAAGGUAUUAAUUUUUUCCCCUAUAAAGACUUGAAAAUUCCACUCCCAAUUAAUGAAGCUUUAAAAAACUAAAUAUAGACAUAAAUUGACUUAAUAAGAGACAUUAAACAAAAUAAUCCGUGCUAUUUUCAUCAACACAAGAUUGAACAUAAUAUAAUUUAGCAUUUCGAUCAAAGUAACGGAUUAACAUUUUAUAACAAAAAAGAAUCUGCAUAUGAUACCCCCUUUGUCAUAUAAUACCCCUAGCUAAAUGGGCACGCUACCAAUCCAUUUAAGGUAAAAACAACGCUUAUUAAAAUUUGGACUGUCAUUGUCUUGACUGUAGUUGACUCCUUAUUUCUUAGUGUGUGUAUUUGUUUGUUAUGUUUUUCACUGUGUUUGAUAUAUAUCACGUUGGUCAGCAUUUUUGAGUAAAAUUAAAGGGGCCUUUUCACAUGGCAUGUUUUGAAGUUUGUCAUUAAAUGCUUUACAUUGAUAAAUGUAAACAUUACAUUUUAAAAGCUCCAGUAAAAAAUCAAAAAUAAAAUUUAAAAAAGGAAAAACAAGUAGCCCGCAGCAGGGCUCGAACCAGUGAGCCCCGGAAUCCUCAGGUAAAAACGCAUUAGCCCACUGAGCUAUCCUGCCAAGCAUACAUAAGAUGUGUAUUUUUACGUUAUAUAAGCAAUCUUCGUAGUUUCACAAAUUUAAACGACAACAACCGAACUCUCCAAAUUAUUCAAUCGUUUCGCGUUGCAACACUAUAUAUUUUUUAGGUUUUUAAAUCGUCAAAAGAUGCAUAUAAUGGCUAUAUUAGACCAUGGCAAAUGUUCAAUAAUACUGUUUCACAAAUAUCAUAACUAAACCGAAAAUUUGCGAAACAACUUUUUCAAAUUUGUCAAUAUACCAAACAGUGAAAAGAUCCCUUUAAGGCCCCUUCCAAAACACAAAAAGCCUAUAUUUUUCUAAAUGACUGCCUUAAAAUUUCAAAUAGAAAGUGUCUUUUUUUAUAAGUCCGUAUGUUCAGUACAUCCUCCUAUCAUGCUGUUAUGUAUUAAACUUUAGCAAAGGUAAUGUUAGAAAUACCCUUCGUCUAAAUUUGAGUAUGUGAUAAACAACAUUAAUAUUUCACAAUUUGAGUCGAAAAAAAGCAGUUUUCCCAAUCCAAAAGAUUACAAUUUUUUUCCAAAAAUAAGGGACAAAACACUGGUUAGUUAACAUCUCCUGACUUAGCUGGUUUACCUGUACUAAGUGCACAUACUGAUGACAGUAACUGACAACUUCCCUACCUAAAUCAGAGGAAGAAAGGAUUGUUUUACCAAUCUCGACACAAGUUUUAUGAAUUACCAGAAUGGAUGUACACGCAGAAAUGUAUAUUUCUUGUAGGAAAAAAGAAGUCAAUAUAUUCAAUUUUGUAAUAUAACAGUAAAUUGCAAAUAACUUUUGUUGUUGGACCAUUGCAGUCCAAGUCCAUUUUUCGCAAACUGUAUGGAACUUCACAAAAAUACAUCAUAACUUUCUCAAAGCAUACAUAUCGCUUUUUUAUUAAGCUCUUAGUAUGUUCCUGGAUUGUUAGAAUAUUGUGCAGCUGAUUUUUUGCCUUCGCCAUUUGUACAUGGAUAUCUUCGUGUUUUAUAGCGUGGCUUUGGCAGUACCGGUGACAUGCAGGUGGGUUGGGAAGGGGGUAAAGCAGCAAUCUCUUGCACGACGGUUAAAUUACAUUCACGAGAGCAAAGAACGACAAUUCGGCAUGGAGAUUGGGUAAAGCCUACGCACUAGUUUCAGAACGUUGCACUGGCGAUUGUGGAGUUUCGGGGUUUUAAUGGUUUUCGUUGGUGCUUUUGUAAUUAUUAAUUAUUUAUAGUUCGUCAAAUGUCAUGCGGUGUAUUUUUAUAUGUUUUGCAUGUGCAAUUGCCAUGCGGAAUGUCACGUUCGACUGUGUUAAAUGAUUGUGCCGGAAGGCUAGUAGAUUUUAAAAACUACUCUCACUGCGAUUAUAUGGUAUUGAAUUUGUCGCACACAGUUCAGAUUAGUAGGCCUAUUGUACUAACAACAUUCUGUUGUUCACUUUGAAUAACAAUUACAACGUUGUUUGAAUCAUUAUAUUACUAUGUUGUGUGUGUUUUAAUGCAGUAGAUUUUUUUUAGUUCAGCUACAGGCCUUCAUUAAUCCAAAUUAUUUAUUUCAACAGCCAAAUUUCACAUCGUGUUUCGGUAUAUUCAAUGCAUUUAUACUGGAUAUAUGCAGCAUUUAAUAAAUUAUGCCACAUGUGA
Dreissena polymorpha is the source of this 4970-nucleotide messenger RNA. Its product is annotated as heat shock 70 kDa protein 12A-like. The record is from RefSeq and is a predicted model, not a curated record. Gene Ontology annotation, molecular function: ATP-dependent protein folding chaperone; ATP binding. NCBI's taxonomy places the organism in Eukaryota, Metazoa, Mollusca, Bivalvia, Myida, Dreissenidae. Bases 423 to 2150 code for a protein of 575 amino acids. The transcript has 7 exons.